AUGCCACAGGCUCUCAUCAUCAAGAAAGUCGACGGCAAGCCCGGCCAAGUCUACUACCCCCUCCAAAUCGUCCAAGUCCCCAAGCCCAAACCCGGCCCCAACGAGGUCCUAAUCCGGAUCCACACCGCGGCCCUCAACCACCGCGACUUCUUCAUCCGGCAACACCUAUACCCCGGGAUAUCCUUCACCAACCCGCUCCUAGCCGACGGCUUCGGCACCGUCGUCGAGUCCGGCCCGGGAUCGCACUCCGCCGCCCUCCUCGGCCAGAAAGUCGUACUGACCCCGUCCCGCGGCUGGUCGAGCUCGCCCGCGGGCCCCGAGGACCCGAGCAAGUUCAGCGUCAUCGGCGGCACCACGCUGUACACGGCCGGCGCGGGCCAGGACUUUGUGCUCGUGCCCGCGGACGAAGUUGAGCUCGCCCCGCCGCACCUGUCUCCCCCCGAAGCAGCCGCGUUCCCGCUCGUCGGGCUGACGGCGUGGCGCGCCCUCGUGAUGAAGGGAUUCGGCGGCGACAUUACCGACGUCGCGGGCCGGAACGUCCUUGUGACAGGCAUCGGCGGCGGCGUAGCGCUCUGCACGCUGCAAUUCGCCACCGCGCUCGGCUGCAAUGUCUACGUGACGUCGGGCGACGCCUCGAAGCUAGAGCGAGCGCGCGCGCUGGGCGCCAAGGGCGGGAUAUCGUACAAGGAAGCCGGAUGGGAGAAGCAGCUCGCAGCACAACUGCCCGCGUCGCGGCCGUACCUGGAUCUGGUUGUUGACGGUGCGGGAGGGGAUAUUGUGGCUAAGACGGUGCGGCUAUUAAAAGCGGGGGGUGUGAUAUCGAUCUACGGGAUGACGGUCGGGCCUAAGAUGGAUUGGCUGAUGCAGGCCGUGAUGAAGAACGUUGAUCUCCGGGGCACGACGAUGGGGUCGCGCGCCGAGUUCCGGGAUAUGGUAGAAUUUGUGCGGAAGCACCAGAUACGACCUGUUGUGAGCCGUGUAGUCAAGGGACUCGAUAACUUAAAGGCUCUCGAUGAUCUGUUCGAGGACAUAAGACAUGGGAAGCAAUUUGGUAAACUCGUUAUAGAAAUCUCCUCGCCCGACGAAGAGGCGGGCUCUAAACUAUAA
Daldinia childiae is the source of this 1107-nucleotide messenger RNA. Its product is annotated as putative zinc-type alcohol dehydrogenase-like protein YogA. The transcript is spliced from 2 exons. Bases 1 to 1107 code for a protein of 368 amino acids. Lineage: Eukaryota; Fungi; Ascomycota; Sordariomycetes; Xylariales; Hypoxylaceae. Gene Ontology annotation, molecular function: oxidoreductase activity. The record is from RefSeq and is a predicted model, not a curated record.